CCCAAAAGUCGCUGCCAUGACCACGCAAAGUUCUGAGCUAAAUGGUGUUACUAACUCAUCUUCCGUCUGGGGUGACUUCGUAGACUCAGAUGGCGAGUGUGACGUCGAAGAUGCGUGCAAACCAAUCAACCGAUAUGAGGAGGGACUCUACCUUCCCAUCUGCAUCGGUGAAGUUAUCGCGGGCAGAUAUCGAAUUGAGCACAAGCUAGGUCAUGGCGGAUUCUCAACUGUCUAGCUGGCCUACGACAUGCACAAGAGAAAGGACGUCGCCCUCAAAAUCAUGACAGCCGACCCCGGGGGCGAGCGAGAGUUCCUUAGGCAGAAUGAGAUCAUCAGUUGUGUGCCAGACACGUCACGUCUCUUGAUAUACCAUGACACGUUCUUGUUGCCCGGCGCCGCCAGAAAUCCCCAUCGAGUCCUUGUUUUCCCCCUCAAGGGCCCCAAUCUGAGAGAUUACGCCCGGGAGACGUCUACAAUUGUUCGGAGAUCAGCUGCCAAGCAGCUGCUCCAAGCACUCAAGACACUGCAUGAUGGUGGAAUGGUACCUGUCGGAUACUGCGCGCCUGAGCGUAUGCACCAGAUAAAUCCGACUUUCGCAUCUGAUAUGUGGAGCUACAUGUGUAUCUUUACUGAGCUUUACCUCAAGUGGCCUCUCUUCGGCCCUGGCUUCUUCGGUGGUGGAUUUCGCUUUGUGGCUGAACUUUUUGUCAGAGUGCUGGGCCCUCUGCCUCUCUCGUGGAAAGGCUCAUACGACGGCGAUGGAGAACCAGAUGAGAGCUGGUACGAUCAGAGUAAAGUCUCGGAACCAGAAAUGUCUUUGGAAUCAAGAGUCACUCAAUCUCGGGAUACUGUUGAGCCUGCUGAGCAACAGCUGGUGCUCUCUAUACUACGACGGGGUUUUUCUUAUUUGCUUGAGGAACGGUUGAGUGCAGGAGAACUUCUGGAAGAUGCCUCAUUCAAGGCGCUUAUGGACAGCGACAUAGCGGCGCUCGUGAUACACGGCCAUUUAAAUGGACCCUGCUAA
This is a messenger RNA of Fusarium odoratissimum NRRL 54006, 1024 nucleotides long. Its product is annotated as CMGC protein kinase. The coding region runs from base 248 to 1024 and encodes 258 amino acids. Lineage: Eukaryota; Fungi; Ascomycota; Sordariomycetes; Hypocreales; Nectriaceae. The record is from RefSeq and is a predicted model, not a curated record. Gene Ontology annotation, molecular function: ATP binding; protein kinase activity. Gene Ontology annotation, biological process: protein phosphorylation. The transcript has 3 exons.